AUGUUCUAUGGGGGUUGGGUCUAUGACGAAGAUUUUAUUGGAACCUACACUGGUUCUGCCGGGGACUUGUUCGAAAAUGAUUCAAGGAGAAAAGAUAAAUAUCUCUUAGUAAUACACUAUAUAUCAAGACCUAAGAAGCAAUUGAGAGAGGUAUCUAGGUACGUGAUGCUCCGUAGAAAAGUAGGUGCCUAUAAAGGUGAUUUGCACAGGGGUCAGGAGGUAAUGAGCCACCUGGGAAGACAUAAUAAUAAAGCUGGUAUUAAGGUCAGGUGGGGACCCACUGCCUCUCGACCUGCAUUCAGUCGUGGCAGUUUAGGCCGGCUGAUCAAGGUCAAGAACUUAAUUUCGGAGAGAUCCACAGCCCGCUGGCCGGGUAACCGAUUAGCCUACCGGACAAAAAAGAAAGGAGAGGAAGAAGAUGGAAAAAGCAAGCCCAACCAACCGGCAGACAGACAAGGAAAAUGCGGAGAUCUUUUUUUCUUUGUUCUAUUUGCGGGAUUUGGCGCUGCCCCUGGUGCUGCUACAUGCCAUGACCACAACAAACCAAUCCUCCAAAGCCCCUUUGUCCACGGAGUACUCCGUAUUUGCACACUAAAAUUCCAUCGUAAAUUCAGUCACGAGCACGACGACCGCUUUCUAUGGAGUUCUACAGAGUACGGAGUAGAAUCCAUCCGAAAUGCCAUGAGCAACUGUCAAGCUCGGGCUCUUGGGCGGGGAGGGGCUCCCUUGCAUCCGUCUUGCAUCAUUUUUGGCAUGGAGUGCCGGCCCAGACGCGUGACAAAGCGCCGCAGGACAGUCGAGAAGGAAUCGAGGCCCAUUUUCUUGCAGAACGCGCUUAAGGUGAAUGCAGGUCCCUGUAGCACAGUAGCACAGCGUAGUAUUAUUCCUCUUGCUCGCCCCUCGGUUACAUGUCUUGCCCAGGAGGACAUGGUUCGAGCUGGAGAAGACGAACUCAAGCGCCAGGGACCGCGGUGCCUGUCGUCCAACGCUCCUGCCGCAAAUCACCGUUCUUGCCCGCGGCGCCCGGGACCCGCCCGCGCCGCCCCAAAGAGGAAAGGCCAACCCCUUGGACGAACCUUAGCUCGUGAUCGUGAAGCUGAAGCUGAAUCCCCUAUUCUGAUUGACGAACCAGCGAAAUCCUCAGGCCCCCUCCCCAUUUACCAACCCCCCUCUUCCCCCCCCGGAUUGUUGCAUGCAUCUUCUUCUCCUGCCCACGCCCCCUCCUCGUCCCUGGCCAGUGCUCCGUCCUGCCUUCUCUGGCCUUCUGCCGCGCUGUCAGGUCCCGUCUCCCCGUCUCGUCUCCUGUCCUAUCCUGUCCACUUGACGGCCUCCGUCUUAUCUCUCGUGCUCUGCUGCUGUGCAAAUUCAGUUCGGCCAACACAUCCCUCCCUCCUGCGACGCUUCUCUCCCUCGUCUUCGCCUGGAUGCGAUCUGCCUCUGCUGCCCAGCCCGCAUACAUUCCUGCGACAUUGGGCGAUUGACCAAUCGCUCCGCCGUCCCACUUGUCCACGUUGA
Molecule: messenger RNA, 1515 nt
Organism: Rasamsonia emersonii CBS 393.64
Lineage: Eukaryota; Fungi; Ascomycota; Eurotiomycetes; Eurotiales; Trichocomaceae
Exons: 9
Coding region: 1-1515 (504 amino acids)
Source: RefSeq, a predicted model, not a curated record